AUGGGGGAGCAGCUCUUUGCCCUAGUACCAGCCUCAGGAGAGGUGGGCAGCAUAUCCCCCGUGGCUGACAGCACCAAUGAUGAGCUGCCCCUGGACCUGGGUAUAUGCCAGGCCUUCCUCACCACUGUGACCAGCCAGCCGGAGCCUCCCUCUCCUACUGACAGGACCACCACCUCCAAGGGCAGCCAUGGCUCAGGCAGCCAGGUGCCACAGGUGACAACCAGAAAGCUGGUCCCAGCCAGAAACAGUGGUGAACAGGAGGUCAUACCAGAGCUGGAGGAGGCCACCUCACCUCUCUCCACAGCAGCCAGCAUCUCUCAGGACAUAGUCAACUCUGCAAAGCUGGCAACAGCCUCGGCCAGGCCCACUGUUGGUUUCCCCAAGGCUGCCCCCUACAUAGCCACGGAGGGAGCCAGGGUGGCAGCACCACCGCCUGCAGAUCUCUCAAAGGCUGCACUGCAAGAUGAGGCACCCUCGGGAGCAGAGACACAGUCACCCAGCGCUGCACCAGCCAGAAUCCCUGUGGCAUCAGAAGCAGAUGUCUCCCCUCUCCUGGAAGGCAGUGUCACUGCAGGGACGAUUGUGAGGGUGUCCUCGUUCAGCAUCCCCCACGAGACAGAAGUGGGGAUGUCCCUACUGUCCCUGGCCAUCUCACCACCAACGGAUGCUUCAGGUGACCCUCUCCUCGAGGGCAGCACCAGAGGGCAAGCAGCGGGGACAGCGCCAUUGGAGGUGGACGCGGAGAAGAAUCCAGGUACCGAUGCAGUGGGGGCAGGUCCCAACCAUGUAAUUGUCAGCACCAGGCCAACACCAGAACCAGCUCCCCGAGGGACUGAUGCUUCUGAAACCAGGCCCCAAGCCGAUUUGCUGGCUCCCAGGAACAGCCACUCAGCCCCACUAGCGAUGGCUAACUCUAGCCCAGCACUGGCCACGGCCAGCCCCUUCCCCAGUGCCACCUCUGGGAAGACACCUCGGCCAGUGACAUCACUGCCUCCCGAAAACGCAGCUGUGCAGCCAGCUGCCACGCCAGCUGCCAGCAUGUUCUCCAGUAACACUAUCCCACCAGUCACAUCAGCCAGUGAGGAGACUUCCAUGGUCACCAGUGCCACCACAGCCAUGCUAUCUACCAUGGUGAAGGCCACCAUCACCAGCAGCGUCCUGUCCCUCACUGUAAUGCACGACAAGGCAGGUGGAGGCAGACAACCUCUCCCAUCACCAGUAUCAGGUACCACCUUGGUGGAUACAACUGCUGAGUCCUGGGGCAUCCCUGGUCCCAGCCCUGCCACCACAAAGCCUAUCUCACCCCUACACAGCCCAGCGGAGAAGCCUACAACAGCCUCCUCAUCCCUGCUGGACGUUAGUGCAACCGGGCAGCCGGCAGAUGGACAGACGGACGCUGAGCUGGCAGCAGGAGCCACUCCUACAGCCGCCAGCCGCCACGCCGUGACACCGGCAGCAAGCACCUCAGCUCCCAGCCUCUGGACGGCGACAGGGUCACCUGCCAGGAGAGAGAGAACGGCCACCACUGCAGGCAGUGCUGCAGCUGUCACUGCAGGCAGUGCUGCAGCUGUCACUGCAGACCGCACCACCGCCAGCACUGCAGGGAGCAUCAUGGCUAUCACUGCAGGCAGCACUGUGGGGAGCAUCAUGGCUGUCACUGCAAGCAGCACCACUGCAAGCAGCACUGCAGGGAGCAUCAUGGCCAACACUGCAGCCAGCACCACUGCAAGCAGCACCACCGACAGCACUGCAAGCAGCACUGCAGGGAGCAUUAUGGCUGUCACUGCAGGCAGCACCACCGACAGCACUUCAAGCAGCACUGCAGGGAGCACCACAGCCAUCAGCGCAGGCAGCACUACAGGGAGCAUCAUGGCCAACCCUGCAAGCAGCACCACUGCCAGCACUGCAAAGAGUAUCAUGGCUGUCACUGCAGGCAACACUGCAAGCAGCACUGCAGGGAGCAUCAUGGCUGUCACCGCAGGCAGCACCAUGGCCAGCACUGAAGGCAGCACUGCAAGGAGCAUCAUGGCUGUCACUGCAAGCAGCACCGCAGGGAGCACCACAGCUAUCAGUGCAAGCAGCACUGCAAGGAGCAUCAUGGCUGUCACUGCAGGCAGCACCACAGCCAACACUGCAAGCAGCACUGCAGGGAGCAUCAUGGCUGUCACUGCAGGCAGCACCACAGCCAGCACUACAGGGAGCACCAUGGCUGUCACUGCAAGCAGCACCACUGACAGCACUGCAAGCAGCACUGCAGGGAGCAUCAUGGCUGUCACUGCAGGCAGCACCACAGCCAGCACUGCAAGCAGCACUGCAGGGAGCAUCAUGGCUGUCACUGCAGGCAGCACUACAGCCAGCACUACAGGGAGUACCAUGGCUGUCACUGCAAGCAGCACCACUGACAGCACUGCAAGCAGCACUGCAGGGAGCACCACAGCUGUCAGUGCAAGCAGCACUGCAAGGAGCAUCAUGGGUGUCACUGCAAGCAGCACCACUGUAAGCAGCACUGCAGGGAGCACCACAGCUGUCAGUGCAAGCAGCACUGCAGGGAGCAUCAUGGCUGUCACUGCAGGCAGCACUGCAGGGAGCAUCAAGGUUGUCACUGCAAGCAGCACCACUGCAAGCAGCACCACUGCAAGCAGCACCACUGCAAGCAGCACCACUGCAAGCAGCAGCACUGCAAGCAGCACUGCAGGGAGCACCACGGCCAACACUGCAGGCAGCAAUGCAGGAAGCAUCAUGGCUGUUGCUGCAGGCAGCACCACUGCCAGAACUGCAGCCAGAGCCACAGCUGUCACUGUGGGCACCAUUACAGCCAGCAAUGCAGCUGUCACUGCAGGCAGCACUACAGCUGUUGCACCACCCACAGCCCAACUAAGUCCAGCUAAGGAAGUGGAAGGUCUGGCCACAGUCACCAUGACACCAGGGAGACUACCUAUGAACACCAGCCCUGCCACCACCCUGACUCCUACCUUUGGAACAUGGAGAGGACUGGCCACAGCACCAAGCACAUCUGCCCACACCACCACUGGCCACAGAAAUCCUGUCCCUGAACCCCCACCCACUCAUGGGCUUCUCAUGCCAGCAGCCUCGCUCUACCCCUUUGGUGCAGAGGAAGGAGACCGAGAGUGCGUGCAGAGGACGGUGGACUUCAACUGCCCCCUGCUCAUGCCAGAGAUUGGGUUCCCCUUCGGGAAGUCGCUGCGGGACGUUCUUUACUUUACAGAUAAUGGACAGAUCAUUUUCCCACCCACGGAGAACUACGUUCCCUCCAACCCCAACCCACCUCCCCAGGGCUUCAGUGGCCAAGAGGCUUUGCCGAUGGUGGCUGCUUUUUGGGAUGAUGCGGAUUUCUCCCAGGGUGUCGGCACCACUUGGUACCAGGAAUACUCCACCAUCAGCUCUACCCGAGACCCACUUGUCCAUAACGUGGAAGGACAGAUUGAGAAAUACCUAAAAACCCCUUAUGAAGCAAAAUGGACCUUGAAAGUGACUUGGGAAAAGGCUCCAGCAUACCCAUCGUGGUGGAAUGACACUCAGACAAACACUUACCAGGCAAUCCUCACCACUGACGGGAACCGUUCCUUCGCCCUGUUGCUCUACCAGGACGGUGGGAUGAAGUGGGACUACACCAAGCUGGCUGCGGGCAGUGCGCUGAUCGGCUUCUCCAGCGGUGAUGGCUAUGCCCGAAAUAACGAGCUGAUUCAAAAGCCACCAGCUGACAAGUACCGCCCUGACCAGCACAGCAGUGCCGGCUCUGGCGUGCGCGGGCUGUGGCUAUACCGACUGGACCGGAGCUCCCGGGUGAAUUACAGGCUGCGGUGCCUGGCAUGGCUGGACACAGAGCCGGAGCCGGGCACCUGGAACGGCCACCUGCCGCCGUGCCCCUGCUCCCAGCCCCAGGCAGAGCUGGACCCUCGCUUCCGCCGGAGCGCAGGCCUGGCAGUCGCCUCCGUGAAAAUGCUGCGUACUGUGUCCCCCAGCCCUGCCGGAGCCGGGGUGCGGUGCCUCUACCAGAAUGGGAGCUUGCUCGAAGGCUGGCAGGAGAGAGCGUGGAGCCUCCCCAUCCACCCCACCGCCGACAGAGAGCUGGAGGCCUUCAGCUGGUGCUGCCAACGUGUGAGGAAGCCUCAGUUCUGCACCAGGUUUGCUGAGAAGAGACCAAGAGUUGGCUGCGAGGGAUAUGUGCCACCUGCCCCCACUGGUGCCUUUGGGGACCCCCACAUCAUGACCUUGGAUGGACUCGCCUACACCUUCAAUGGUCUGGGGGACUUUGUCCUGCUGCUGGCCAGUGAUGCCCAGAGCAGCUUCGUGCUGCAAGGGCGCACAGCCCGAACUGGUAUGGCCCAGGCCACCAACUUUGUGGCCUUUGCUGCCCAGUACAUCUCUACCACCACAACCACAGCUGAGUGGACCUUGGGGAGCCAGGAUGACAUCCAGGUUCUCCUGAACAACAAAACCAUCCAGUUUUCCUAUUCUCAAGACAUGGAUGCUGAGGUGUACUACAGCCCUGGCAUCCUGCUGGUCAACUCCUCCUCCUCCUUCAUGGCUGUCUUUGAUGGAGCCAUUGCCAUCUCCAUCUCGGCCACCUCCAGGAUCCUCAGCGUGGUCUGCAGCCUGUCCAAUCAGUAUCACAACAGCACCAAGGGCCUCCUAGGUGUGUGGGACCAUGACCCCACAGACGAUUUCCAGAUGCCAAAUGGUACCAGCAUCCCUGUGAACAGCAGCGAGGAGGAGAUCUACAGCUAUGGGAUGACCUGGGCUGUAGGAGAGCACAGCCUAUUUUCUCAGCCUCUGGACUCUCUGGCAAUGAACUUCAGACCCAUCUUCAUGUCUCAGCUGCGGCAGGAGAACGAAAGCCAGUACCAGCUAGCAGCCUUGCAAUGCCGUGGCAGCAAGGAGUGCAUCUAUGAUUCACUGAGCACAGGGGAUGUGUCCCUGGGCCUGGCUACCCAAAGACUUACAGCUGACUUCCAGCAGAAGAAGAUGACACUUAAUGCCUUCCCGCCCAUCAUCACUGGUGAUGCAACUCUCACAGCCUUCAGGACAGAAAGAGUCAGGAGGCAGUACCAUGCCACAGGGGUGGGUGCACGCUUUGUCCCCCACCUCUCACCAGAGCUCAACAUAUCAGAGAGUGGCAUCUUGACGUGGGAGCCCCAUGGGACAGACCCGCUCACCAUCAACCUGGAGGCCAUUGGCUCCAACAACCUCUCUGCCCUCCUCCAGCUCCGCUUCACCCUUUGCAGCUGCAGCAGGAGCCAGGAGUGUGACUACAGCAACGCCGUCACCCUUGGGCAGUCCUCCCUGCAGCUGGCAGCCUGCAGGUGUGAGGAUGGCUACUCCGGCCCCUUCUGCCAGAACCCUCUGGACCCCUGCGCCCAGGGAUGCUUCCCUGGUGUGAGCUGCAGUUCGUACACCGGCUGUGGCCCCUGCCCAGCUGGCCUGACUGGUGACGGGCGGCACUGCUCAGAUAUUGACGAGUGCGCACAGGAGAUGGCAUGCCCAGGGAAUGCCACCUGCAUCAACACAGUGGGCAGCUACACUUGCACUUGCCCAGCUGAACAGGAAGGCAAAGGACCAGGCUGUGACUCAGCCUGCAGCUCCCACUCCUGCCCUGAUGGCUACUGCAGCAAUGGGGGACACUGCCUCCUGGAUCCCAUCACCUGCACCCCUACCUGUGCCUGCCCUCCAGCUUUCACUGACCAGCGAUGCCUGGUGGCAGGGGGGGAUUUUCAGCCACUGCCCAGCUCAGAUCUCCCGCUGAGAAGCGUCCAGCUGCGGGUCAGUACACUGCAAAAUGCCACUGCUGAGGAAGUCAACAGCAGUAUCUCAACCAUCCUGGACUCCCUGAAGGUAAAAGCUUUCCAGAGCAACACCAAUAUCACCAAGAUGACAGACAGCGACGACUUGACUUUCGUGGUGGUGUCUGAGUUCACCUACGGCAGCCGUGGCACUGUCAUCUGGUUCCUGAACGAGGAGCUGCCAGUGGCCAUCACCAGUGCCUUCAACAGGCAGCAGAGGCAGGGGGGGAUGGGUGCACCCCUCCUCUUCCAGCGCCUGUACCGGGACAACAUCACCGACCUGGUGAAGCUGACAGUGGCUGAGCUAAGGCGCUAUUUCCCCUGCGAUCUGUAUGGCUACAAAGGCUACCAGCUCCACUACGUGAGGACCAUUGGCUUCAUCUGUGUCUCUCCUUGCAAGACAGGCUACUGCCAACAUGGUGGCCAGUGCCAGCACCUGCCUGAGGGGCCCAGGUGCAGCUGCCUCCCCUUCUCCAUCUUCUCCCCUGCCGGCAGCCGGUGUGAGUGGCUGAUCAUCAGCCUUGGUGCCUGCCUUGGCAUCCUGCUGGGAGCCCUGGCUCUGCUCUGCCUCCUGCUCGCCACUGCCUUCCUGGCCCUGCGCCUCUGCCGCCGGCACCGCGGCCAGCACUGGAGGCACCAUCCCUGGAAUGCAGGGACCAAGGAGACCUUCUGGAGGCCACGGCCCUUCUCCUCUCUGACAAUGGCAAGAGAACAAGAAGAGCCUAUCCACCCCCACUUCCCAGAAAGGUGCUGGGAACCGUGGCUCCAGGCCAUUGACCCCUCAGUCCAGAUAAGGCUCCAGAGACCCCACAUCAGGUCCACAAGCCAGCCCUACCUGCAGCCCUAGCCUGAUACUGAUCCUGCCCCAGCACCUCUGUGCUCAUGGAAGAGCAUCUGCUGCUGCCAACCCCACUGCCCACUUUCAGACUUCAGCAACAGCACCCACGUGGAGGCAGGGAGUGGUAGCUGCCUUUUGGGGUCUGGUCUUUGCAGGAACGUUCCCUUUGCAGGAGGUGCUUUUUCUUUGAAUGAAAAAUGGGGGCUUUUGUUGAAUGGCCAAAGCAAGAGGAUUUCACCUUCCCUUGAGGAGCUGCAGAGUCACCUGGGAUAGUCCUUGUGUAUGCUUGCAGCACUGUCUGCCCUAGUGCAACAGGACAGGACCCAGCAGGCUCAGGUGGAGCAAUGCAGCUGUUCUAAUCUGUUAGGUACAAAAUAGAAUAAACUAAAAACUA
Messenger RNA from Pogoniulus pusillus (Red-fronted tinkerbird), 7033 nucleotides. RefSeq names its product mucin 4, cell surface associated (gene MUC4). Gene Ontology annotation, biological process: cell-matrix adhesion; regulation of signaling receptor activity. The record is from RefSeq and is a predicted model, not a curated record. Lineage: Eukaryota; Metazoa; Chordata; Aves; Piciformes; Lybiidae. The transcript has 33 exons. Bases 1 to 6648 code for a protein of 2215 amino acids. Gene Ontology annotation, molecular function: calcium ion binding; ErbB-2 class receptor binding.